AUGGAGGAAAGGCUCAAUUUUAAGAGCAGUCCCGAAAAAGGGCAAGCACAAGAAAAUUUAGAGACCUUGAAUCAACCACAGGCUGCCAUCUCUAGUGCCCAACCCACGGCAGAGUCAGGGGCUAGCAUUCAUCGAGUCGACCAUGCAACCACGACAAGCGAAGCUCUUCCUCCCGCAGCGAACGACCACUCCUCCAAGCGAAUCGACUUUGACCCACAGCCCGUCGUCACGCUGCCCUACCGCACCCUCAACUCGAGCGCCAACAUCGAUGAGUUCGUAACCGAGGCGCCGUCGGGCGAGAUUGAGGGCCCCCCCGAGAAUGACGGGAGCGGCCGCCGCUACAAGCUGGUCACGUUCCUUCCCGACGAUCCAGAGAACCCCAAGAACUGGUCCAAAGCCUUCAAAUGGUACGCGACCAUGGUAGUGGCCAUCACUUGCUUCGUCGUAGCAUUCGCGUCGAGUGUCAUCACCGCAGACAUUGCCGGCGUCGUGGAGGAGUUUGGCGUCAGUGAGGAGGUUGCGCUCCUUAGCAUCACGGUCUUUGUCGUUGGGUUUGGUAUUGGUCCUAUGAUAUUUGCUCCCUUGUCAGAGGUUUACGGCAGGCAGAUCAUCUACGGUUCAACUCUCCUUGUCGCCGUUAUCUUCAUCAUCCCUUGCGCUGUAGCCCAAAACAUCGAAACCCUUCUCGUCUGCCGGGCCAUCGAUGGCAUCGCCUUCUCCGCACCAAUGACACUCGUUGGAGGCACCCUUGCCGACCUUUGGCGCAACGAGGAGCGCGGAGUUCCUAUGGCCGCUUUCAGUGCAGCCCCCUUCAUCGGCCCAGCUAUUGGUCCCUUAGUUGGCGGCUACCUCUCUGACGCAACAGGAUGGCGCUGGCUGUACUGGAUCCAGCUCAUCGUCUCCUUUGUCGUGUGGGUACUCAUCACCUUUACCGUACCCGAAACGUACGCGCCGACUAUUCUUGCCCGCCGUGCGCGUCAGAUCCAAAAGAAGACUGGGGAACAAGACCAUGUUACGGAGCAGGACCUCGAUACCCGCCCGGCGUCGGAGCGGCUAGCCAUCUUUCUCAUCCGGCCCUUCCAGCUGCUGUUCGGCGAGCUCAUUGUUUUCCUCAUUUCAAUCUACAUGAGCGUUUUGUAUGGGCUGCUAUACAUGUUCUUUGUUGCGUUUCCAAUCAUCUAUCAGGGAGGGAAAGGUUACUCGGCAGGAACCACUGGUCUCAUGUUUAUUCCCUGUGCCGUUGGCGUCCUGCUAUCCGCCUUCUGCGCUCCCCUGGUGAACAAGAACUACAUGCACCAGGUGCGCAAGUACAACAGCAAGCCGCCGGCUGAGGUUCGACUGAUCCCCAUGAUGUGCUCGUGCUGGUUCAUCCCCAUCGGGCUCUUCAUUUUCGCCUGGACCUCGUACAGUGAGCUGUCGUGGGCCGGCCCGGCCAUGGGCGGCUUCUCGGUCGGCUUCGGCUUCAUCUUCCUCUACAACUCGGCCAACAACUACCUCGUCGACUCGUACCAGCACCAGGCCGCCUCAGCCCUCGCGGCCAAGACCUUUAUCCGCAGCUUCUGGGGCGCUGCCGUCGUGCUCUUCACCGCCCAAAUGUACGACCGCCUCGGGAACCAGUGGGCCUCGACCCUGCUGGCCUUUAUCAGCGUCGCGUGCUGCGCCAUCCCGUUCCUGUUCUGGCGCUAUGGCGCCCGCAUCCGCAGGAGGAGCAAGUACGCCUAUGCCGGAGACGACGACGACGACGACGCCGCCGCCGCCGCCGCCUCACAGAACCACGAGGGGUCCUCAGUCGACCUGGAGAAAGGCCGAAGCAAGGAGCCCGAGAGGGAUGUGGAGGAUUUGAGGAGGGCGCAGAGCUACGUCAGCAAUCCGUGA
Messenger RNA from Pyricularia pennisetigena, 1875 nucleotides. RefSeq lists its product as uncharacterized. Gene Ontology annotation, biological process: transmembrane transport. The transcript has 6 exons. Bases 1 to 1875 code for a protein of 624 amino acids. Gene Ontology annotation, molecular function: transmembrane transporter activity. NCBI's taxonomy places the organism in Eukaryota, Fungi, Ascomycota, Sordariomycetes, Magnaporthales, Pyriculariaceae. The record is from RefSeq and is a predicted model, not a curated record.